Molecule: messenger RNA, 1106 nt
Organism: Propithecus coquereli (Coquerel's sifaka)
Lineage: Eukaryota; Metazoa; Chordata; Mammalia; Primates; Indriidae
Gene: ORC6
Product: origin recognition complex, subunit 6
Exons: 7
Coding region: 80-838 (252 amino acids)
Biological process (GO): DNA replication; DNA replication initiation
Cellular component (GO): nuclear origin of replication recognition complex
Molecular function (GO): DNA binding
Source: RefSeq, a predicted model, not a curated record
GGCUCUCACUGGCCGGCGCUGAGUCUGCGCGCGCAUUUCGCCUCCCCGCAGCCGUGCCGGGGUAGUUCGCGUGUCCGCCAUGGGGUCCGGGUUGAUCGGGCACCUGGCCCCGCGCCUAGGCCUCGCCGAGCCUGGCGUGCUGAGGAAAGCAGAGGAGUACUUGCGGCUGUCUCAGGUGAAAUGCACUGGCCUGUCUGCACACACCACAGAAACCAGCAAUGCAGUCAUGUGCCUGGACCUUGCAGCUUCCUGUAUGAAGUGCCCCUUGGACAGGGCUUAUUUAAUUAAACUUUCUGGUUUGAACAAGAAGACAUAUCAGAGCUGUCUUAAAUCUUUUGAGUGUUUACUGGGCCUGGAUUCAAAUAUUGGAAUAAGAGACCUCGCUGUACAGUUUAGCUGUACAGAAGCAGUGAACAUGGCUUCAAAGUUACUGCAAAGCUAUGAGUCCAGUCUUCCCCAGACACAGCAAGUAGAUCUUGACUUAUCCAGACCACUUUUCACCACUGCUGCACUACUUUCAGCAUGCAAGAUUCUAAAGCUGAAAGUGGAUAAAAACAAAAUGGUAGCCACAUCUGGUGUUAAAAAAGCCAUAUUUGAUCGUCUCUGUAAACAAUUAGAGAAGAUUGGGCAGCAGAUUGACAGAGAACUUGGAGAUUCAGAUACUCCACCACGGAAAAAAAAGAAGACAGUGGUCGAACCCCCAGCAAAGGAAAUAGAGAAAGUAAUAGAGAUACCACAUAAACUGCAGAAAGAUGAAGAUCUGACACAGGAUUAUGAAGAAUGGAAAAGAAAAAUUUUGGAAAAUGCUGCAAAUGCUCAAAAGGCUCCAGCAGAGUGAUUUCAGCUUCCAGACUGCCAUGAUGCAAACUGAAGUACAGUGCCACCUCCAGGCCGAUUUGAGGGCUUUGGAAUUUUGUUUGAACUUUUUAUAACAGAGAUCCUAAGACUGUUGCCUCCAUAGCAAAGAAGGGAGCACUGGGCAGCGGGCUGCCCCUGACGUGGGCAACAUUAGAUCAACUACAGUGCCUCACUGGAAUAGCCUCAGGUGCUCCUACAAAAUGGAAUUGGAGCCAUUUUGCUUUGCUUUGUUUUAGGUGAAUGGCAGC